AGUAAAUGACUCUUGGGAAAAAUUAACCAGUUCUUGGCAACUCUGAAAUCAUGGCUCAUGAUUUGGUGAUGUUCAGAGAUGUGACUGUAGACUUUUCGGAAGAGUGGGAAUGCCUGAAACUCAAAUCAGAGAAUCUGUACAGAGAUGUGAUCUUAGAGAACUAUAGCAACUUGGUGUCACUGGGAGGCUGUUCCAUUUCUAAGCCAGAUGUAAUUACUCUGCUAGAGCAAGGGAAAGAACCCUGGAUGGUUGUGAGGGAUGAGAAAAGAAGAUGGAGCCUAGAUUUGGAAUCCAGAUAUGACACUAGAAAGUUAUUUCAAGUAAAGGAUAUUUGUGAAAUGAAUUUAUCUCAGUGGGAGAUAAUGGAAAGAAUUAGAAGUUGUGGACUUGAAGACUCCUUUUUUAGGAAAGAUUGUGGAUAUAAAAAUUUUGAGGGACAAGAGGCAUAUUUCAGGCAAGUGAAAAAAACCACCUCUGAAAAAAUGACCAAGAACAGAAAACGUACAUCUCUUCCUCUGUAUCAGAGAAUUCACAAUAGAGAGAAACCCUAUGAAUGUGGGGAUUGUGGGAAGGCUUUUAGAGUUCGCCAACAACUUACUUUCCAUCAGAGAAUUCAUACUGGUGAGAAACCCUAUGAAUGUAAAGACUGUGGAAAAGCCUUUAGACAGUGUGCCCACCUUAGUCGACAUCAGAGAAUUCAUGCUUCUGACAAACUCCUUGAAUGUAAAAGAUGUGGAAAGAUAUUUACGUGUGGUGCAGAUCUUCGUGUACAUCAGAGAAUUCAUAUUGGUGAGAAGCCCUAUGUGUGUAAGGAAUGUGGGAAGGCUUUUAGAGUCCGAGGACAACUUAAUCUCCAUCAAAGGAUUCAUACUGGUGAGAAACCCUAUGAAUGUAAGGAAUGUGGGAAGACCUUUCGACAAUAUGCACACCUUACUCGACAUCAAAGACUUAAUAUUGCUGAGAAGUGCUAUGAAUGCAAGGAAUGUGGACAGGCUUUUCUGUGUAGUACAGGCCUGAGAGUACAUCACAAACUUCACACUGGCGAGAAACCCUAUGACUGUAAAGAAUGUGGAAAGGCCUUCAGAGUGCGGCAGCAACUUACUCUUCAUCAGAGAAUUCACACUGGGGAGAAACCCUAUGAUUGCAAGGAAUGUGGGAAGACCUUUAGUCGUGCCUAUCACCUAACUCUCCAUCAGAGAAUUCAUACUGGUGAGAAACCUUAUGAAUGUAAGGAAUGUCAGAAGUUCUUUCGUCGUUACUCAGAACUUAUUUCACAUCAGGGUAUUCAUAUUGGAGAGAAACCCUAUGAUUGUAAGGAAUGUGGGAAAGCCUUCAGACUGUUUUCACAGCUUACUCAACAUCAGAGUAUUCAUUUUGGUGAGAAACCUUAUAAGUGUAAGGAAUGCGAAAAGACUUUUAGACUUCUCUCCCAACUUACUCAACAUCAGAGUAUUCAUACUGGUGAGAAACCUUAUGACUGUAAGGAAUGUGGAAAGGCCUUUAGACUUCAUUCAUCACUUAUUCAACAUCAGAGAAUUCAUUCUGGUGAGAAACCAUACAAAUGUAAGGAAUGUAAGAAGGCAUUUAGACAACAUUCACACCUUACUUACCAUCAGCGAGUUCAUAAUGUUACUAAAUUAUGAGAAAGCCAUCUACGUGAAAUUUGUCUUAAGGAGCAUUAGAAAAUAAAUUCUAAAAAGUGUUUGGAUGUAGGAAUCACUUUUGCUUCAUGUUCACAAUUAAUAUAAGAGGUUUUAUUUAAAAGAGAAGUUUAAUAAAUAUGUAGAUAUAUUUCAUCACCAUUCAAACUCAGUUCAACUUUAGGGGAUUCAUCCCAGAAAGAAGCUCUCUUCGGGGAGUGAAUGUGGAAAAGCUUUUGAUUACCUGUUACCACCUCUAUUCUUUCAUCUCUACAGUAUACCUCUGGGGGUUGCCAGCACACCAUCUCAUUUUGGAAAUGAUAAAUACAGGGAAAGAAAAGUCAUUUACCCUGCAUUUACUGUAUAAACUGUAUUUUAAGGCAACUAGAAGUUGAUGAGGUAAAGUUCUUAGAGAAUUUUACAACACAUAGUAAAACAAUGGAUCUAAGCACAAGUCUCAGUAGAAGUUUAAGGCACUUAGGUGAACGGUGGAUAUGAACUUCGUAGUGAAUAGAUCAGGUUAACAACAUCUGAACCCACUGAUCAAUUUUAAUCUCAUCAAAAAUAGGACAAAAGGUUUUAUGCUUCCUAAUAAGAUAUAAUAAGACAUACCAUUGCCAAAAAUUUGUACCUGAAUCUAAGGAUCAAGAUCCCAGUUUAGAGAAAAUUUGGGAAACAGAAGAACAAAUUACAUGAUACACCAAAAAUCAGACAAAUCUAAAAUCUAAAGUGUGUAAUUUACAAGAAUAAUGACUCAGCUUCUCAACCAAUAACAUGGCACUGAAAAAAGGGAGGUGGAACUCUUAGACAUUAAAAGAGUCCUAAGAGAUGUAUCAAUGAAAUGCAGUGAAUGAGUGGUUCUUAUUUAGAUCGCAAGUCAAACCAAAUUAAAAAAGACUUUUAUGACAGUUGGGGAAAUUGGACUAUUGACAGUAUUGGAUAAUUUUAAGAAAUUAUGUUCUUGUUAGAUGUGGUAAUAACAUUGUGUUUAUGUAAAAGUGUCUUAGAGAUAAAUUAGGAAGUUUAUACACAUAAGAUAUGUCUGGAAUUACCUUUAAGAUGCUCAUGCAAAAAAGGAGUCCUCUUGUGGCACAGUGGGUUAAGGACCUGGUGGUGUUACUGCAGCAGCUUGAGUUGCUGUUGUGACAUGGGUUCAAUCCCUGGCUGGGAACUUUGCAAAAUUAUGGUAAGAUGAGUCUUGAGUACAUGGUUUUUGCUUGUUCAUUUUGCUACUUUCUCUUCAUGUAUUUGAAGUUUUCCAUAACUUUUUAAAAAGAUAUGUAUGAAAUUUUAA
This is a messenger RNA of Phacochoerus africanus (Common warthog), 2934 nucleotides long. RefSeq names its product ZFP30 zinc finger protein (gene ZFP30). The record is from RefSeq and is a predicted model, not a curated record. NCBI's taxonomy places the organism in Eukaryota, Metazoa, Chordata, Mammalia, Artiodactyla, Suidae. Gene Ontology annotation, biological process: regulation of cytokine production; negative regulation of transcription by RNA polymerase II; regulation of immune system process.